Molecule: messenger RNA, 2162 nt
Organism: Prorocentrum cordatum
Lineage: Eukaryota; Dinophyceae; Prorocentrales; Prorocentraceae
Source: the annotation of a GenBank genome assembly
AUGAGCAACACGACUGACACAAGCAGCACCACAGUGAGCAACACGACUAGCACAAGAAGCAGCCCCACAGUCACCACCAUGACCGACACACGCAAAACUAUGGUGAGCGCAACGAUGGACUCUAGCAGCUCCACUGCUAGUAUGAAAACCGACUCCAGCAGCUCAGCAGCAGCCAUGCUUGCCAAUGAAACGACAACCGUCAUCACAGAGUCCGACACGACGACCGCCACGAGCUUCACCACGACGACCGCCAUGAGCUCUACAACGACAGGUUCCACCACGCAGACGGCAACCGCUGUCACAAAGAGUGCCCAAGAGACGACAACGAGCUCCUCCACGGGUGCAAGCUCCGCCACGGAGGCGGCAACCGCCACCACAGCGACCGCCACGAAGACCGCCGCAGGCUUCGUCACCACGGUGACGGCCACGGGCUCCUCCACGACUGCAGGCUCCACCACGAAGACGGCAGCCGCAACAACGAAGACCGCCACGAGCUCCACCACCGUGACAGGAGGUCCCGCCACGGAGACGGCAAGCGCCAUCACGACACCGGGCCCGACGGGCAGCCCGGUUGCCGCCCCCAUGCCAGCUAUGACCUCCACGUCAGCAAGCGUUUUGACGCGGACCUCUAGCACCAUCACCAUCACCACCUCUGAGACGGCCACCAGCUCCACAGCAGCGAGCACUUCGACAGCGACGUCAGGCGCGGCCUCCCAGGGCGGAAUGGCCUUGUCGGCGCUGGCCCGGAUUGCUGCGGGGUCAGCUUGCUGCAUGUGCUGCGGGGCAGGGUGCUGCUUGCUCCGCAAGAGAUGUGGCAGAGGUCGCGGCGCAGUGCACCCCGACGGCGCACUUCUGAAGGACGGCGCCAGCCGCGCCGAGCGGGGCGAGGCGGGCACUGGGCAGCCAGGGCGAGCGAGCACGUCGCUGGUGGUGAUCCCGCUCCCGCAAGGCAACGCAGGCGGGAGCGAGGCAUUGGGGCCGGGCUGUCCUCUGGACACUUGGCAGCCAGAGCAGGCGAGCACCUCGCUGGUGGUGAUCCCGCACCCGCAAGACGACGCAGGCGGGAGCGCGGAGCCCGCCGGUGUCUCUGGUGUCUUGCGCGGGAGCGAGGCUGCAGACUUCUGCCCGCACGCUGUCUCGGUGUGGCCGGCCGAGGCCGCGGGCCCGCUGCCCUGCGGCGCUGGCGUCGAGUGCCGCAGGGAGGACGACCAGAAGGAGAUGGCGUCCCCGUCGUGCAGCUCCGCAUCCUGCGAGGAGGUGGACUCGCGAGCCAGCCUUGCCUCGAUGCAGCAGCAGCAGGAGAGUGCGCGCUCGCGAAGCAGCUCUGCAUCCUGCGAGGAGGUGAUCUCGCGACAGCAGCAGCAGCAGCAGCAGCAGCAGCAGCAGCAGCAGCAGCAGCAGGAGAUGACGUCCUCGUCGUACAGCUCCGCAUCCUGCGAGAAGGUGUGCUCGCGAGCCAGGCAUGCCCCCAAGGAGACGGAGCAGCAGGAGAGUGCGCGCUCGCGAAGCAGCUCUGCUUCCUGCGAGGAGGUGACCUCGCGAGCCAGCCUGGCCUCGAAGGAGCAGCAGGAGCAACAGCAGCAGCAGCAGCAGCAGGAAAGUGCGCGCUCGGCGAGCAGCUCCGCAUCCUGCGAGCAGGUGUGCUCGCGAGCCAAGCAUGCCUCCAAGGAGCAGGAGCAGCAGGAGAGUGCGCGCUCGCGAAGCAGCUCCGCAUCCUGCGAGGAGGUGAUCUCGCGAGCCAGCCUGGCCUCGGAGGAGCAGCAGGAGCAACAGCAGCAGCAGCAGCAGCAGCAGCAGCAGCAGCAGCAGCAUCAGCAGCAGCAGCUGGAAAGUGCGCGCUCGGCGAGCAGCUCCGCAUCCUGCGAGCAGGUGUGCUCGCGAGCCAAGCAUGCCUCCAAGGAGCAGGAGCAGCAGGAAAGUGCGCGCUCGGCGAGCAGCUCCACAUCCUGCGAGGAGGUGGGCUUGCCGGACAGCCUGGCCUUGGGGAAGGGGUCUGCUAGGCAGCCUGUCCCACACGAGGGUUUAGGCAUCGACCCCUCCGCUUCGGGGGAUCCAGCAAGGCGGGCUGCUGUAGGUCGCGGCAGCAGCAGCGCGCAAACAGUUGCCGCGCCGCUGGGCCUGGCGCUUGCGGAGUCCAGGCCUGUCCACUCGCGGGCCCUCAG